This is a messenger RNA of Salvia miltiorrhiza (redroot sage), 666 nucleotides long. RefSeq lists its product as uncharacterized. The record is from RefSeq and is a predicted model, not a curated record. NCBI's taxonomy places the organism in Eukaryota, Viridiplantae, Streptophyta, Magnoliopsida, Lamiales, Lamiaceae. Bases 1 to 666 code for a protein of 221 amino acids. The transcript has a single exon.
AUGACUAACGACCUUGCUGUUACUAUCUCUACUGCUGUACCUAUUGCAGGAAAGGAAGAUUCAUGGGUAUGGAGUGCAACCAAGGACGUGUCAUUCUCAACAAAAUCAGCCUACAACAUCAUUCAAGACUCAAGGAACACUGCAACACAAACGAGUUUCAGCAAAGAAAUGAUGCAGAAAAUGUGGGACACUCCGGUUCCUCAGAAGGCAAUAGUCACUUCUUGGAGAUUACUGAGGAAUAGAUUACCAAACAUUCCAAUUGGUGAAGUGGAGCUCAUGUGCAAUGCUUGCUGCCACCAACUGGAAUCGGCAAAUCACUUAUUUACGAGGUGCCCAAAGACUGAAGAGGUUUGGAUAGGAGUGCAAAGAUGGCUGGGCGUUCACACUCUGCGACCACAAGGUACGAUUGAACAUUUCGACGCGUUUACUAACUUGGGGAGGAAAAAGAGUUCGAAGUUUCUUAGGGCUCUUUGGAUCUGUACCACUUGGUUACUUUGGAAGAGUCGCAAUGAGAGGAGAUUUGAUGGAAAGAAUUGGGAAGUUCAAAGCUUGAUUGGGGAGAUAAAAGUAAGACUUUGGAGUUGGAACAUGAUUUUUAAAUUGAAUGAAAAGGAGAUGUGUUUCUCCUCAUGGAUGUCUGGAUCAAUUUCAAGUGUAAUUGUGUAA